AUGUCAUCAUCUCGUCUUUUUGACACCGUUAGUGAAUGUCUCUCCUUGGCUCAAUCUGACUCCCAUGAAGCUCAGUUGAAAGCCCUUCAAACGCUGGCUUCCAUCACCAAGGUCAGUCCCCAAAACAGAACCUUGCUCGCUCAAACAGAUGGAGCAAUCCCAACAUUAGCUACACUGACAAAUGCUUCCUCCCCCAUUAUCCAAACGAUUUCCUUGUUGAUCCUCUUUAACCUUUCCCUUAAUCCUGAUCUAAAGCAGUCUCUUGCAGAUAUGGAAACCAUUCAUUACCUUAAUUCCCUCAUUAGCCCAUCAAGUUCUCUUGAUUCCUGCAAAUUGGCCUCCUCAUUGAUUUGCAGUUUGGCCAUGCUUGAUAAAAAUAAAGCCAAAUUUGGGGUUGCAGGUACUGUUCAGUUUCUUGUUCAUGCUAUUGAAAGCUCUCGUGACUCUGAUUCCCACCACCUUUUGAGUUCUUUGGCUGAGCUUGUUCAGUUCCAUGGGAAUUGCACUUUGGCUGUGCGAGCUGGUGCAGUUCCAGUGCUACUUGGAGUUGUACAAAACACUGAUAAUGAGGACUUGGCUGGAACGUCUCUUACUGUUCUUGGUCUCCUUGCGAGGUUCAAUGAAGGGUUAAAUGGUUUGAAGAAAACUGAUAAGAUAAUUAGUUCAAUGUUAAGUGUGUUGAAAGGGAGGUCCUUGUUGAGCAAGGAGGGUGCUGCUGAUAUCCUUCUUCGCCUUUUUGAUGACAGUGAAGACUGUGUCACUGAGGCUUUGAUGUUACCAGAAUUCUCAACUGUGUUAGCUGAUAUUUCUGUGAGGGGUUCCGCAAGAGUUAGAGACAAGGCUGAAUUACUAAUGAGGAAGAUGGCAAAGCUGCAUUUUUGGAAUCAAGUUUCUGGACCAUCAAUUUGGGCUUGGACUGUUGUUGGGCUUUGGGCUGAUCUUUAUUCUGGUGUAAUACCCCCCGCAAGAUGGGCUGUGUAUAUUGAGGAGGCCCAACUUGGAAGUGGCUGA
Messenger RNA from Gastrolobium bilobum, 1011 nucleotides. Its product is annotated as U-box domain-containing protein 1-like. NCBI's taxonomy places the organism in Eukaryota, Viridiplantae, Streptophyta, Magnoliopsida, Fabales, Fabaceae. The record is from RefSeq and is a predicted model, not a curated record. The coding region runs from base 1 to 1011 and encodes 336 amino acids. The transcript is spliced from 2 exons. Gene Ontology annotation, cellular component: cytoplasm; nucleus.